AUGGAAAGCAGGCGUAUCCCGCCUGAUAGGCAGAACAACGCCGCCUUGCCCAGCUGCUGCCACAGCAGCUGCAGCCGGCCGUCUUGAGCGCCAUCUCCCGGGCUGCCGGCCAACCUAUUCCGCAUCUUGCCGAAGCUGGACACCAUCUCGCGACUGGUGGGCGAAAGGCUGCGGUUGCCCCUGCCGACACCAUCGCCACGGGUACUAUGUCUGACGGGGGAACUCAUCCAUGCCGAGUGCGCGGGCCUGGU
Molecule: messenger RNA, 251 nt
Organism: Ectocarpus sp. CCAP 1310/34
Lineage: Eukaryota; Phaeophyceae; Ectocarpales; Ectocarpaceae
Source: the annotation of a GenBank genome assembly